This is a messenger RNA of Chelonoidis abingdonii (Abingdon island giant tortoise), 1689 nucleotides long. RefSeq names its product interleukin-1 receptor antagonist protein-like. NCBI's taxonomy places the organism in Eukaryota, Metazoa, Chordata, Testudines, Testudinidae. The record is from RefSeq and is a predicted model, not a curated record. Gene Ontology annotation, molecular function: interleukin-1 receptor binding; interleukin-1 receptor antagonist activity; cytokine activity. Gene Ontology annotation, biological process: negative regulation of interleukin-1-mediated signaling pathway; inflammatory response to antigenic stimulus.
CCGAGAGUGCAUUUAUCUCCUUGUAGCUGGAGCCGGGAGGCAGGCCACCCCUCCGGCAUAGGCUGGGACGCAGCUCUGAGACAGGACAGAAGUUUGCAGCACGACGACCGUAUUUUAAAGCCAGAAAAUGGGCUGAUGUAUAGAGAUCUCGGUGUGGGGCAAGCAAGCAGCACUCCACAGAGCCAACCCGUGGCCCAUCAGGGUCAUUUUGAUUUUCUUUGACUAAGUGACAGUUUAGUUGUAAGAAGGUGAACCCCCAGCUCAUUUCUAAACAAAUCCCCCUCCAGCUCUAACUUUAGCUGCGUUUCUCUGACUGUAGUUUCCAUUCCCUCCGAGAUGACACACAGGAAGCCAAAGGUCACCGCAGUGCGGAAGUUGCAGCGCAGCUCGUUACGACAGAGGCUGCAAGGCGCAUGCAGAGGCCCGUCCGUCCAAUAUUCAUGAAAAGCCAGCCACCCAGAUGAAAGUCCCCAAGUACCGCCUUUGGGAUGUGGCCCAGAAGUCUCUCUACCUGCGGAACAAUCAGCUGGUCGCCGGCUAUUUGCAAGGCCCCAACUCUGCCCUGGAAGAGAAGAUUUACUGUGUCACCAACCGCUUCUUCGAGCCAGGGAAGUUCCCCAUCAUCCUGGGCAUCCAGGAAGGGCGCCGCAGCCUGGCAUGUGGGACGGGCGACCUGCCCGUGCUGCAGCUGGAGGACGUGAACAUCACGGAGCUGUCCCGGGGUGGCGCGGAAACCACCCGCUUCACCUUCUUCCGCUCCUACAAGGAUGGCAUGUGGCGCUUCGAGUCGGCCGCUAACCCAGGCUGGCUGCUCUGUACCUCGGCCCAGUCCAACGAGCCCCUGGGCCUCACCCUCCACCCGGACGCAGCCCACAUCGUCGACUUCUACUUUCAGCUGUUCUGAGCCCAGCCGCCUGGGAGGUGUGCCCCGGCCCCUGGCUGCUGCCAGCCCAGCCUCGCACCCUGGCUGUGUAGGAGACCAGCUGGGUCGGGAAGGGCUGCACGACCUCUCCCCGACCCAGCCGCAACCAGCCAGGGUUGUGUUCCUAGGAUUCCUGGGUCCCAGCAGGAAGGCCCUGGGGCCUGAUCCUGCUGGGGAACUGAGCGCCCGCCCGGUGGGAGUGUUUCAGGGCACUCAGCCCCUUGUAGAGCCAGGCCGUGCACUUCAGCCAACGUGCCCCAAAGAAGGCCCCAAUUCUGGGGGCCUAUCUCCAGUGCCGUGGGGCCUGGCGUGGCUGUCCAGGACACCCAGCCUUUUCCAAAGGGGCCUGUGGGCAUCCAGCAGCAGGAUGGCCCAGCAGUUAGAGCACUAGCGGGGACUUGGGAAACCCUCCUCUGCCAGACCCCCUUGGGCAAGUCCCGGAGCUGCUCUGUGCCUCAGUUUUCCCCUCCGUACAAUGGGGCCAGCAGCCCGGCCCUGUAUCCCGGGGCGUGUGAGGGUAAAUCCAUUAGCCACCUGUCCAUGGACGAAUCCCAAAGCGUGGGGGUGUCUGGCCAUGUGCCACAUCAGCACCAUUCUGGCUGGGCUCGGUGUCUCCUGGCGGUUCUGCUCUGCAUGGCUACGGAAGGGCCAGGUGUCCCAGGAGGGGAUCUGGGUGCGCCCCCUUGCUGUGUGAAUAGUUUGUCCCACCAGAGAGCUCUGGACCCCCCAGCCCCAGCCUGGCUUUGAAUAAACAUGGAAAUUAGCUA